Clunio marinus is the source of this 1143-nucleotide messenger RNA. The record is from the annotation of a GenBank genome assembly. Lineage: Eukaryota; Metazoa; Arthropoda; Insecta; Diptera; Chironomidae.
AUGGCGAAUCGAGUGUGGGAAGACAGAGAAAUCAAGUUUGAUAUACCAAACAUCCACAAAAAACUUCGAAAUGGUGAAAAUAUCUUGGAGAUAAUUGACUCGGUCGAGGAUACAAAAGGAAACUCUGGCGAUUUAGGACAACUUGUUAUCACAAACAUAAGACUCAUAUGGUUUUCGUUGACUAAUACAAAAUUUACGCUGUCAAUCGGAUUCUUCACAAUUGUUACAAUGAAUACAAAAAAUGUUAUUUCGACUCUUCGUGGUAGCACAGACGCUCUUUACAUUCUCACGUCAACUCCAAAACAGCGAUUUGAGUUCAUAUUCACGGAUUAUGGUGCGAAUCAAAAACACUUCGGUUCACUGUUUGAGAUCUACAAAAUAUAUCAAUCGACAACACUUUACCGUGAAUUAAAGCUUCGGGGUGCAAUUUUGACAGAGGGACAUUUGAACAUUUUACGUCAGGAACAAGUUUAUACAAUUUUGAAUGGCGUGUAUAAUUUGUCGAGUGAUCAGGGCAAUUUGGGAACAUUUAUCAUCACAAAUAUUCGAUUGGUUUGGUAUGCAGAGGCGAAUGAAAGUUUCAACAUUUCAUUGCCAUACAUGCAAAUGAUCAGUCUGCGUAUACGCGAAUCAAAAUAUGGUCUGGCUUUGGUCAUUCAAACAGGUCCAAAUGCUGGAAAUUACGUGUUGGGAUUCCGUGUUGAUCCGCAAGAAAAACUGCAUGAAGUUCAUAAAGAACUCAUUUCACUUCAUUCUGUUUAUAGUGAAACUCCAAUUUUCGGAGUUAACUAUGACAUAAAAGCAUUGAAUAAAACUGAAGAUAUGCUGAGAAUUGAUGACAUUUCAGAAAUCGACAACGAAGCUUCGAGUGAAAUUAACAGUAAAUUUACCGCAUAUCUAAGUGAAGAAGAUAGAGAAGAACAUCGUGAACCAUUCUACUGUAAAGAAUUGGGGUUUGCAAUGGAAAAACUUCGAGACGGUUACACGAUAAAAGAUUUGUGGAAUGUUAUGGGAACGACUACAAGAUGAAAAAAUAUUUUCAUUUCUGAACAAUUUCAUUGACAUUGCAAUACUUGCUCUUACAUUUCUCUAAUGUCUAAGAAGAUAAUUGCAGAAAGCUAAAGAGAAAUACAAAAUCUUAAA